Messenger RNA from Oncorhynchus nerka (sockeye salmon), 2068 nucleotides. RefSeq names its product neuronal acetylcholine receptor subunit alpha-9-I. Lineage: Eukaryota; Metazoa; Chordata; Actinopteri; Salmoniformes; Salmonidae. The record is from RefSeq and is a predicted model, not a curated record. Gene Ontology annotation, molecular function: acetylcholine-gated monoatomic cation-selective channel activity; transmembrane signaling receptor activity. Gene Ontology annotation, biological process: nervous system process; regulation of membrane potential; monoatomic ion transmembrane transport. The coding region runs from base 374 to 2065 and encodes 563 amino acids. The transcript has 9 exons. Gene Ontology annotation, cellular component: neuron projection; plasma membrane; postsynaptic membrane.
AGUGACACAACGGAACACAAAAAUAACGACCAGCUUAGCGUCAAGACUCUAGAACACAAUGUCUACAUUCUAGUGUUCUCUCCAGAGUGUUCUAUCCAGAGUGUUCUAUCCAGAGUGUUCUAUCUAGAGUGUUUUAUCCAGAGUGUUCUAUCUAGAGUGUUCUAUCUAGAGUGUUCUAUCCAGAGUGUUCUAUCUAGAGUGUUCUAUCCAGAGUGUUCUAUCUAGAGUGUUCUAUCUAGAUUGUUCUGUGCAGAGUGUUCUGUGGCUGGGCUGUGGAUCACAAUGGGACUCCAUAGAAGAGGAUUCUAACUAGGCCGUCUCUGUUAUUUGCGAGUUGAAUAAUUAAUCCCUUGGUUGGAGGCAGCAGGGCAACAUGAAGACGGUGGUGCUACUGGUGUGGAUCAGCUGCUGGAUCGAUGUAUGUACCAGUGCCCAGGGUCGUUAUGCCCAGAAAUUGCUUAAUGACCUGAUGGAAAAUUACUCGAGUGCCCUGAGACCAGUAGAGGACACGGACAAGACCCUGAACGUCACACUACAGAUCACCCUGUCUCAGAUCAAAGAUAUGGACGAGAGGAACCAGGUGUUGACUACCUACCUGUGGAUCCGUCAGACGUGGUUUGAUGCAUACCUGAAGUGGGAUAAAGAGGAAUACGAUGGACUGGAGGUUAUCCGCAUCCCCAGUAACCUGGUCUGGAGACCUGACAUAGUGCUCUAUAACAAGGCUGAUGAGGAAGCAUCUGGUCCAGCAGACACCAACGUGGUGUUACGUUACAAUGGAGAGAUAACCUGGGACAUGCCGGCCAUCACCAAGAGCUCCUGUGUUGUGGACGUCUCCUACUUUCCCUUCGACUGGCAGUGGUGUAACCUCACGUUUGGGUCCUGGACAUACAACGGCAACCAGGUGGACAUUGCCAUGGGGAUGGACAGUGGGGACCUGUCGGACUUUGUGGAGAACGUGGAGUGGGAGUGUCACGGAAUGCCGGCGGUCCGGAACGUCAUCAUGUACGGCUGCUGCUCAGACCCGUAUCCUGACAUCACCUACACCCUCCACCUGAAGAGACGGUCUCUCUUCUACAUCUUCAAUCUGCUGCUGCCCUGCUUCCUCAUCUCCUUCCUAGCCCCCCUGGGUUUCUACCUGCCCGCUGACUCAGGAGAGAAGGUUUCUCUGGGCGUGACAGUUCUACUGGCCCUCACUGUCUUCCAACUGAUGGUGGCAGAGAGCAUGCCUCCCUCAGAGAGUGUUCCCUAUAUAGGGAAGUCUACAUGGGCCAUGACGAUGAUCACGGCCUCGACAUCUCUGACCAUCUUCAUCAUGAACAUCCAUUUCUGUGGUGCAGAGGCCAAGCCUGUUCCUCACUGGGCCAAGGUACUCAUCAUCGACUACAUGUCUAAGAUCCUGUUUGUGUACGAGGUGGGGGAGAACUGCACUACACCAGAGAGUGAGAGAACACCUCUCUACAGUGAGGAACCAAUGUCGGGCAACUCCGCCCUGGCACGGAACCAUUACCACGACGACCUCUACCAUGACGGCUGUUACCAAGACGACUGCCAUCGCCUCGGUCCGUAUCAGUACGGCAAUGGGCACCUCCAAAAUCACCUCGACAACAGUCGCUACGCUAACGGCGGUCACCGCGACGAUCCUUACAGUAACCGUAGUAACCGGAACCAUCACAGCAACCCGAGCCAGACCUCCAAGGGGGAAGGGGGCGAGGAGAAGAGGGAGCCCCUGAGACAUUACCACCACAUCGGGAGAGAGGAGCUGGACUAUCAGGCACCCCCUCCAGGGAACCUCCAGAAUGGUGGGCUGAAUGAGCCGCUGCCUUACCCCAAGGAGAAGCACCUCAACCCAGCCUCGGCCCCAGCCUGCUCCUGCCCCUGCCCACACCACAAACAGGUGGUGUAUAACAUUCAGUACAUCGCCAACUGUUUCCGGGAGCAACGGGCCACGUGUGCGAAAGGGGCGGAGUGGAAGAAGGUUGCCAAGGUGAUGGACCGGUUCUUCAUGUGGAUCUUCUUCAUCAUGGUCUUCCUCAUGAGUAUCCUCAUCAUCGGCAAGGCGACUUGACGG